Messenger RNA from Sporisorium graminicola, 5865 nucleotides. RefSeq lists its product as uncharacterized. Gene Ontology annotation, molecular function: zinc ion binding; ubiquitin protein ligase activity; ribosomal large subunit binding. Gene Ontology annotation, biological process: ribosome-associated ubiquitin-dependent protein catabolic process; rescue of stalled cytosolic ribosome. The transcript has a single exon. NCBI's taxonomy places the organism in Eukaryota, Fungi, Basidiomycota, Ustilaginomycetes, Ustilaginales, Ustilaginaceae. Gene Ontology annotation, cellular component: cytosol; RQC complex. The record is from RefSeq and is a predicted model, not a curated record. The coding region runs from base 1 to 5865 and encodes 1954 amino acids.
AUGGGCAAAGGCGCGCCCAAGGGCAAGUCGUCCGCAUCGUCGGCCACACGCAAGAAGCAGGCCAGUAAGGCCGCCAAGAAAGUGGCUUACGAGCGCGACGAAGAUGGCAACCUCCUUCAUCCCGAUCUCGUAGAGUCUCUCGAAAAAGCCAAGCAGCGUGGCCCACAGCGCGGACAGAAGAAGGACAAGUCCAAGCAGGACGGCAAGGGCGGGAAGAAGGGCAAGGUCGAAAAGAAGAAGCAGUACAUUCCGCCUCCUAAACCACCACAGCCGCUACCUGACCCGCUCGACUCGAUGGGCCUUGCUUCCUUGCUCCCUGCCGACCUCGUCGUUCUCUUGCGCAAAGCAUCAAAGAAGGAUGUCAUCACAAGAUGCCGUGCUCUGGAAGGUUUGUUGGCUUGGGUUGAGGAUGCGCUGGGCAAGUCUCCAUCCUCUUCGGCAACGCUCGAAUCGAACGCCGAGGCGUCCAACUUGAGCGCCGACGAAAAGAGGGACGCACUCGUCAUGAUGCUUCCAAGCUGGGUCCACCUGUUCCCUCGCUUGGCUUUGUCUCCAACGCGUCGCCUACGUCUUCUGACCAUGCAGAUCCAGUCAUUGCUUCUGGAAAAGCCCCAAACGUCUUCGCAGGAAGUCUCAUCGACAAGAGCCGAGCUGCUGGAGUCGCCCCAAUAUAUCGAACCUAUUCUUGGACCUUGGGCCAUUCUGUGCCACGACACGGAUCGCACCAUCGAACGUCUCGGCAGGUCUGCUUGGAUCGAUUCAUGCACAUGGAAAGGGGGCGCAGGUGCUGACCUCCCCACCGAAACUGCCAGCGCUGUCGUGCUGGAUCUGAACGAACACUGCGAUCUCCUGGUAUCCCACCUCCGCACCAUCCUCUUGUCGCCCUCGCCAUCCUUUGCCUUAUCCAUGACUUCCGCUCAUGCUGUCGCUUCCAGCGACCCGGCCAUGUCCCGAACCUCGUCAGGCUACGCAACUCCAUCGCUGAAUGCAGGUGGCGUCGAGCGAGACGCCAAGAACCGAGACGAUAGCAAUGUCGAAGAGGAUACGGCAGCACUGGACAAGCGUCUCGUCGCCGGUGCUCUCGCCGUGUUGAUCUCGAUCAUUCGGCAGCAACCAUCUUCCGAGGUCACGGAAAGCUUGCAGGACGUGCUGUCUUCGAGGCUUGUGUGGGCCUCUCUGUCGCCCCACAAUCUGGCCUCCUCCUCCACCGCACGUCCAGAGAAAGCGGUUGUUACGUCCUUCGGCUUCGACUCGCCCGCCGUGCGAUCGCGGGCAUGGACGCUGCUUCGAUCGCUAUUGGACGUGGCAUCGAACAUUGUCGAUCAGCACGUUAACAUUAUCGGUCCCGUGGCCAUGACCUCGGUGUGGUCCGAGCGCGACAACGCGGUUCAGCGGAUCACCCUGGAUGCAAUUCUCCCUCUUCUGAAGAAGCGUCCGCAAUUAUGGCUUAUGGGUGCGAACCAGUUCAACAGCGCUGCGCUCAAGGAAAAAACAGGCAACGCCGACAGCAGUGACGAUGAGGACCAGGAGGGCGAGGAGGAGGAGGAUAGUGACGACGAGAACGAAAACGAUGACGGCUCGGACACCGGUACAGACGAUCCAGAAAAAGGCGCCGCAGAAAGUCACGCCUUGGUCGCUCGCUCAAAGCCUCACUCCUACAUAUCUUUCCUACAAUGGCUGCAAUCGGCAUGCGGCGGCGCUCCUCACCUUGGUUAUUCAGCCGUCGUCGUCUUCAUCUCCACGAUCCCAGCAGAGAUCCUUCCUCACGACGACUUCGAUUCGGCUUCGGAGCUCCUCAGCAACUUUUUCUCAGCUCUGUACAGCCGCCCUCUGGACUUUGAUCCGGUCGGCUGCCGGGCCUUCUUUGCAGCCUUCACCGAAUGUGUUACCUAUAUGGCCCUUCGCAUGCUUCGUGCCCCUUCUGGUGCAGGCAAGGACAACGCAGCGUCCGCGGCGGAGCUGAUACACGUGCACUUCGGCGCAGCAUGGUCGGAACUCGUGCUUCCAAAACCAAGCGUGCUUUCUCGUCUCGGCACAAGCUCUGAAGAUCAAGACGGGGAUGAAACUUCGCGAGCUCAGCGAAUCAAAAGCAUCGGCUCGACACGCGUCGUCUCUGAUCUCGCCGUUCAGGUGCGUCGAGCUGCUCUGGCUGCCCCCGAAUCUCAAGUGCAUAGCCGUUUUCUUGCCGAGACGGAAGCGGACCUGGUCGAAAUCACACAUGCUCUGUCCAAUGCGAAGGCAGUCGAUGAGUCGAGCGCCCGCACCUACGUCCUUUCCGCUCUCGAACGAGCAACGUCCUUCUACGCAGCGUUGGCGCCAUCCCAGAACCAGCCAGGCAGUGUUGAGCUUCGACGCGAUGCAGCGAGGAAUCUCGGAAAGGCGAUCAGACUUGCGGCGUCAGGCCUGGUUGGCGUCGCCGCGGAUAUCGACGUGUCGUCCAACCUCAAGCACACGCGUGCGACCCUGCUUUGCGAUUACCUCUGCCUUCUGUUGAGGUCUGCUGUCAGCGCCCCGGAUGCUUUGGAUGCUGCUACCUCGCAAGCGCUCGUCAAGGCUUCCAUUGAGUCGGUCCCACAGCUCAUGGGGACGAAGGCGGUGUCGCCAACGUCCUCUGCAUCUUUCCUGGCUGCUUUCCUGCCUUUGUGCGCAGACAAGCAGGCAUGCGCGUCCAUCUGGACCGCAACGUUGUCGUCCGUGGCUGUUCUUGGCGAGCUGCAAGAUCGCGUUGACGCCCUCAGCGAGCUUUUUGUCGCAUCCGAAGCUGUCGCCAAGGCAGUCGAGGCAAGUCACGCGGAACAGGCUCAGCUGCCUCGGCCAUCCCCGGAGGCUGGCACGGAGGAGCUCGCAAUCGGUCUGGUCACAAGCCUUUGCGACAGCGCUAGCUUGCCGAACGAGCUUCGCUACCGCCUACGUAACGUGGUCGCAAAGCUCCUAUCCAAGUCAGGGUCCUUUGUCGAUGCAUCGUGCGUCCAGUCAAUGCUGUCGAUCAUCUGUUCCACGAUUGAGCAGCUGAGGAACACACUCCUCGAACGAUCACGUACGGGCGAAGAUGGACAAACCCGUCAGAGGGCUGCCGCUGUGACGGUGGCGGAUCUGCUGUCCAGCUUGGAUACGUGGAUCGACGCCCAGAGUUCCAAAGCCGAAGCUAGGCGUGUUCUCCGCAGCGCCCCCUUCGCAGGUGUACUGACUGCUGUUUCAGAGUUGAUGUGUCUCGAUGCGAAUGUCCCGAACGAUGAAGCCGGUCGCGCAGACGCCUCCACGUUUCGAGAUCUCGCCUGGUCGGUUCUCACGCACGUACUUGAGGGUAGCUCCGAGGAGGAGAGAAAAGAGAUGCGCGACGAGGAGAGAUCUAGCCUUCAGGAUCACUUGCUCGACAUUCAUGUCCCUGUCGCUGCUCUCGUGGGUGCCGCCGGGUAUGACAACGUGCCGCUUCCCGAUCCGCAAGAGCUCCGCGAGAUGCUGCUUAAGGCCUCUCGCCAACAGGCGCAUCCAGCUUUGCUUGUGUUCGACCCUUUGGUUCCCCAACAUCAAGCGUCGGAUAUACCCUCUGCAACCUCGGACUCACUCCUCGACGGCCAAGGCCUCGGCAUUUUUGCGCGUGUCUGCGCUGCUGUUCUCCAAGUCUUUGAUGAAGACCGUGCAGGCGCAAAGCAAUACGUGCAUCUGCUCCCGUACGUUGUUCUCCUCUCCAUUCUCAUCGAGGACGACUUGUUACUUCCAGGCACAUCGAAACACGCUUUGGAUUCAUCGAUGGCUCCCGAGGUACAUCGUGGAUGGCUGCGAUCCUCCGUCACUGUCGUCACAGCUCUGAUUUCCUCGCUCAGCAAUACUGUCACGGAGAACUGGCACAACGACAUGGUUGCUUCGCUGCAGCGCUCCAGCCCUGUCGAUGCCGAAAAGGAUGGCAUCGGUCAUGUGCUUUCUGUUGUGUGGAAGAUGGCGUGUGAACUCGACACAUCGAGCAGCUACCUUGCCCGCGUCUUCCACCGUCUUCUGAAUGCUGCUUUCAACUUUGGCACUGUUACGGAAGCAGGCGCGGAUCGAUGGCUCAAGCUCGGCGAUGCAGUGCAAGACCGCAUGCCCGCAAUGUCUUCUGCCAUCUUCCAUGCGGCCAAACCGAUCGCUGGCUCGUCUCCCACCUACGACCGCCUUCGCAACGGCGCCGCUGCCAAGCUUGCAGGUCUUGGGCCUGACACAGCGGAAGAACGCGUCCUGCAUUCUCUCCGCACGCUCGUAGCUCUGGCUCCUCCCGAAGAUUCCGAGUUACCCAUCAUCCCACAGCAGCGUGCCAUCUUCUUACUGAAAGACCUGCAAAAGUUGUACUCCAGCGAGGACAGCAAAGAGUAUCCUGCGGAGGAGACGUGUACUCGUCUUGCCGAGCUUUUCAUUCACCUGCUCCCCGUCGUUCAGGAUGUGCAAGGGAGCCAUAUCGACUUCAUAUUUGACAUGCUCCUGACCAACCUGGAGUUCUGCUCGUUAGCCGACGACGCGACGGUGGCGCAGCUCUACCACAAUCUGCGUUUGCUCGAGACGGUUCGCGACCUCGCUUCGCGCAACGCUAACCUGCGCGAGUAUUGGAAGGACCGGAGCGUCGAAUUAGUCGACCUGGUACGCAAUCAGUUCUUGUCGCUUCCUGGACUGCAGUCGAUCUCGGCUCCCAAGCAGGCGUGCAUCGACCUCAUUGUCGAUCUCGUCCGGGAGACGUCAGAGUCGCCGUUCAAGCUGCACGAGACGGCCGGACCGCUGUGCAAGCUUCUGGUGCAGAGUCCAAGCCAUGAGGUGCAGGUCAUCAGCUACCGUUUGCUGAGUGGGGCCAUUCGAGAGCAUGUCAAGGAGCUGGUGGUGGAAUCGGCGGUGGACCGAGAAUCGCUGGCCACAGAAGAAGGCCAAAAGAAGCUGAAGCUUCCCGAAGCUCUUGUCGCUAACAUAAGCGAGAGCCUCAGCGGCCAGCUCAACCUCCUGGUGGAGGAAGAAGCUGCGCGUCGCACCGGCUUUGGCUACUUCCUAUCCUGGAUCGCAGUCUUCGAGCACUUUGAGGGCGCCUCUCUGUCCGUCAAGUCUGCAUUCCUGGGAGAGAUCGAAAAGCGCAACUUGCUGGUCGAGUCGUUCUUGCCGACCGUCUUUGCGCUGGUCGGACUAGCAGAUGAGAGUCGACGACCUUUCGAUCCUAGCCGCUUUGCCCUGGAAGAAGUCUUCCUAGAUCAGGUCGAUGCCGAAUCGUCGCUCACGGUGCUACAGGUAUUGGCAGCGCACGUCUAUCUGCGCUCGCUCAUCCACAUGCCCACCACCGUGCGCGGCUGGUGGGUCGACAUCAAGGAUCGACAGCACUCCAUGCAAAUCGCAAGCUUCACCACACGUCACCUCUCGCCGAUCAUCGCCAACCGCGAGCUUUCGCAUCUGCGCGAACCGGAGGCUCUUUCCAAGCUGCAAGACGAAGCAUUGUCGAUCAAGAUUCUGUCGACGAACGAGGUGAUUGCCACCUAUGUGGUGGACGAGCAUCCGAUGGAGAUCGGCGUCAAGAUUCCCGCCGACUUUCCGCUGCACGGCGUCGAGAUCCGCGACAUCCAACGUGUCGGAAUCACGGAAGCCAAGUGGCGCUCGUGGCUCCUGGCCGUGCAGCAGCUCAUCACAGGCCAGAACGGACUGAUCUUUGAUGCGCUCAGCCUGUUCAAGAGGAAUGCAGAGGUGCAGUUCCAGGGCUUGGAUGAGUGUGCGAUUUGCUACUCGAUCAUUUCGCCCAUGGACAGGAGUCUGCCGACCAAACCGUGCAAGACGUGCAAGAACAAGUUCCACGCUGGAUGUUUGUUCAAGUGGAUCUCGACUUCCGGCGCCAGUACGUGUCCCUUGUGCAGGUCAAUUUUGUAA